Manihot esculenta (cassava) is the source of this 1195-nucleotide messenger RNA. RefSeq names its product peroxidase 15. The record is from RefSeq and is a predicted model, not a curated record. The transcript is spliced from 4 exons. NCBI's taxonomy places the organism in Eukaryota, Viridiplantae, Streptophyta, Magnoliopsida, Malpighiales, Euphorbiaceae. Gene Ontology annotation, molecular function: heme binding; peroxidase activity. Bases 45 to 1097 code for a protein of 350 amino acids. Gene Ontology annotation, biological process: hydrogen peroxide catabolic process; response to oxidative stress.
AAUCUUCAAUGAGAUCAUUUCUCAACAUUCCUUAGACCGAUUCAAUGAGAAAGACGAUGCAUUCCUCUCCAUUGAUGUUGGUGCUGAUAGCUUUAUGUGCAAUUCUGAUUGAAUCAUCAGGAGGCUUGGCCAAUGCUCAGCUAUCUCCAGCAUUUUAUGAUGAAAGCUGCCCAUUUGCCUCCGACAUUAUUCGUGUAGUCAUCGCAGAAGCCUUGCAAACUGAUGCAAGGAUUGGUGCCAGCCUCAUCAGGCUUCACUUCCAUGACUGCUUUGUUCAAGGUUGUGAUGCCUCAGUUUUGCUGGACAACAGUGACACUAUAUUGAGCGAGAAGGAAGCUCUUCCCAAUAAUAACUCACUCAGAGGGUUUGAUGUUGUUGAUAAAAUGAAGGCUUGGUUGGAGUAUGCGUGUCCUGGCGUUGUUUCUUGUGCUGAUAUUCUCGCCAUUGCAGCUCAAGAAUCUGUUGCUUUGUCAGGAGGGCCAAUAUGGAGAAGUUUACUUGGAAGGAGAGAUAGCAGAACAGCAAACAGAAGUCUAGCUAAUACAAACCUUCCAGGUCCCUUCUUGCCCCUCCAGGGUCUCAAGGCCGCCUUCAUCGCCAUCGGCCUCAACGACAACACUGAUCUAGUUGCCCUAUCAGGUGCUCAUACAUUUGGAAGAGCUCAAUGUGGAGGAUUUAUCCACCGUUUAUACAACUUCAAUAACACUGGUCUUCCAGACCCAACGUUGAACACAACUUAUUUGCAAAUUCUCCGAAAACUAUGUCCCCAAGGAGGAAAUACCACUGUAUUAGCUAAUUUCGAUCCCACAACUCCAGAUACUUUUGACAAUGAUUAUUACUCAAAUCUUCUAAUUGGAGAAGGCCUUCUUCAGACUGACCAAGAACUAUUUUCAACUCCUGGAGCUGAUACUGCUAAAAUUGUUAAAAAUUUUAGUGCUAACCAGACUGCUUUCUUUGAAAGCUUUGUGGUGUCAAUGAUCAGAAUGGGAAAUCUCAACGUCUCAACAGGAACUGCUGGAGAAGUUAGGUUGAAUUGUAGGAUAGUUAAUGGAGAUUCAUCAAGCGGAGCAGACACUCUUCUCGUUAGCUCCAUGUGAUUUAAUAAAAAUCUUGUGUAUUAUGCUAAAAUAAAUGGGGAAUUAUAAUAGACAUUUGAAGUAUGCUCUUUUACCCAUAUAAGCUUUUUAUUAUUUUG